UUACAGCAGUUGCCGUUCAAAUAUUAUUAGAGCUCUAUAUGCGUUCCUUUGUGUGUGUCUUAAUCCUUAAAAUUCUUGUUGCUUUAGCAUCUUUGUCAGAAGUAGCGAUACUAAACUCAUUCCAGCGCGUUUCCAACACACUCAGAUGGAUUCUUCAGUCAGCUGGAACUGCUGCCGGAGAGAGAGAGAGAGGAGAAGCUGCUGCUCCACAGUCGGAGCUUCAGUUGCUUCAGACAAUCAGCAGGACGACUGAGAGACAGACAGGCAGCAUCAGCGAGGAGACAGACAGCGAGAGAGAGAGAGAGAGGUGGGAGGUAAAUAUGUGACGGGAUGUGGUUUCUCUGAGCUUGCACAACAAAAAGAGGCAGUUUGACCCGGCGAGUUCCGGAGACUCACCGCUGGUUCUGCUGCUGGAGUCACACCUCUGCUGGAUCUUCAUCUUCUGGAUCUUCUGCUCCAUCCAGGACAAUGUGUUUCCCUGCUGGAGAACCAGUCAUCACGCUGAACUUUUGAAGUGAUCCACCUCCAGUUAGACGAGAUUACCUGACUCAUAAACACGAUGGGCUGUGGGCUGAGGAAAACAAAGCCAAAUUCGGAGGAGAGCAGUCCUGGCAAGAUCUACUCCACCUUGAAGAGACCGCAGGUGGAGACCAAAGUUGGCGUGGCCUACACAUACCGCUUCCUGGACUUCCUGAUCGGCAGAGACGGUGGGACGUCAACGCUGCGCCUGUCGUCUGUCCGACAGCUCCCAGGUCAGCUGCAGGAACUUUAUCAGCAGGGUUUUGUUCUGGCUGCCGUGCACCCGUUCAUCUACCCAUGCGGUCCCGAGUCCAACAGCCCACAACACCAGCUCUACCGAGCCAUCCUGGUGCGACUCAACGAUGGGGUGGAGAGGAGCCAGCCGAUCUGUCCGUCAUACAGACUGCAGCUGGAAGACUGUCUGUCUGCCGAGCAGGUGCCCACCCCGGAGCUCAUCCAGGGCUACGUCAAGAAGCAAAUCCAGGAUGCUGCUGACCAGGGCGUGAUGUUUGUGGGUUUUGUCCAAGAGCCAUACGGAGCACCGUGCACCAGGAUCAUGGAACCAGAAACCCCCUCGCUGUCUCUUCACUCCAGCCCCAGCUCCAUGCUGGGCUCCCUCAGCAGCUGCAGCCCGUCGGACCCCUCCAGCCCGAGGAACCACAGGACAACUGCAGCGCACGACAAAGGGAGCUGUGACGUUACAGCGAGCGAGGGGAAGAAUGGCAUCAUUGGGUGUUCGGGAAGCAGGACAGGGGACGGCAUGGACGAAGACUGGGACGCGGGGUCCCCGACAUCGGAGCUGGACUGCAGCGAGGACGAGUGUCACAACAACAACAGAGGAGCUGACACCGACACAAAGCAGCAGCCCAGAUAUCGCCUGCGGCGAGGGAACGGGGCGGAACUGCUCGCUUUGUACAACCACCCACCGAUCCGAGAGGGUCAGGUCAAGUACUACACCGUCAAAGUUCCGCUGCAGGUCCAAAACUGCACGGAGGGGGUGAAAGGCGUUGAGGCCAACUGGCUGGAUCACAUGACUCAGCACUUCAACAAUGGAGCGUCGCUGGUCGAUGGAUAUUUCAACUUGGGAAGCACGAAUGAUUUGCUGCCGAGGUCGGUGGACAGCAUUUUCAUCUUCCAGGAGGGAAACGAAAGUGAAUCAGCGACGUACGACGCCAUCGUGGUGGAGCAGUGGACGAUCAUUGACGGUCUCCAGGUGAAGGCUGAUUAUGUUCCUCUGCUGCAGUCGCUGGCCACCUACGGAUGGAGACUCACCUGUGUGCUGCCCACUCCUGUAGUCAAAACCAACAGCGACGGAAGUCUGUCGACCAAACAGAUUGUUUUCCUCCAGAGACCCGUGCUGAGCCGAAGAAAGAGAGAGUCGAAGAAAUUGUUCUUCAAGUCUCGGAGCAAGUCCAACAAGAACUGCGUUAAAGAGUCUGUGAAGAACAAGAAGAACAAGGCGAAGAACGAAUCGGAGGAAUUUAAGAACGAUGGAGGAAAGGUGGAGGACAGGACCAGAGACGAAAGGAUGGAAAUGAUGGAGUUUAAAGCCGAGACGGAAACUUGUCUAGAAAUCCAAACCGUUGGAGUCGGAGUGAUCCCUGGUGAGAAGAGAGAAGCCGAGGUGGAGAGUGAAGAGGAGGGUGAGGAGACCCAGGAGGUGUUGGUGAACGCAGAAGCUGAAGACACCAAAGACGAGAGCGUAGCGGAAACUGUAGCUGUCGUGGAGAACGAUGAGGAUCGGAAGGACGACGGCGUGGUGAAACACAAGAUGGAAGAAACAGACGGAGGAGAGGAGGUAGAAUCCACUGAAGGUCCACUGGAGUAGCCCAAGUUCCCCGCCCUACCUCGACAUUUUUGAGACUGUCUCCCAGAGACGACCCCCUUUGCAAGCCUGUGUAGCUCAAGUUCAUGUACCCGCGAGCAUCCGUCCUACUGUAUAACCACACGUGCUGAAUGUAUGCAACAAAGACGUCGACACGAAAGUCACUGAGGGGUGGACCUCUAUAUGUAGCCAGUCGCGGUGGAGUCGAGACUGGAGCGACGUUGGCUACCUACUGUACGUACUGAAGAAAGAGCCCGCCCUGUACGGAGCGCCCGGCCCGUCCGAACGGGGAAGGACAUUGGAUAUUAGCUGCGACAGGCAAUCCAUAGCGUGAGCGGAAGAAGACGUCACUGUUUACGACGGAAUGUUCCAGUGCAACACCUGAAUGUUAACCGCAAUCUUUUUCUUUUAAUCCCGGCAUCACAAGAGUGGGCUUCCGUCUGGAAGCCAGCUUGGUUUCAUCACCCUUGCAGCAGACGUGGCUCCUCCAGUCCAUUGUCUCCACUCUUGCAUCAGUGAAGAAAGUCUUACUUAUGGACGGAUCAGUGUCUAAUCAGAUUCAUCCUACAAUCUGGAGCAGAACUAAGCUGCUGGGUUCAAAACGGCCUCAUGAAGCUAAACUCUUUCAAUUUUGGCGUCGCCUUUUUGUUUCCCCGCAUUCGAAACUUUCACUUCCCUCCACCUCACCUGACACUCACUUGACUCAUUGAUUCAGGUUUCUUUGGUGCUAACAGCAACCCUGUGAUGUCAAAGGUGGCGAGUGCGCCCCCUGGUGUCACUGGUUGUCCUGCUUACAUGCUGUGUGGGUCUGGAUGUCCAGUUGUCUUCACGGCGCCUCCUGAGGUUCUGGUGUCUGACAGUGAAGUCAUAGUUCAGUUCACAGUCUGAGGCUCAGGGAGGGUUCAUGGGCCUUGCUCCAGUUCCACUGCCUGUCUGGCGCCUCCUGGACACCUCUGUGGUGAGAUCUUGAGCUGAGGACAGUUCAGACGGCUUCUGUCCGUCCACCGUCAAAGCGUGAAUUGGCUCAUCACCUUUAGAGGUUUGACGACCCUGUCAGGUGCAUGUCCUGGUGGAGGUCAUCAAACAUGCCGCCGGCGUGAAAUCAGCUCGUUCACUCGUGAUGUUCCGAUGUUGGUGAAAUUGCUGCAAAGAUUCUACCUAACAUAACGUGUAAAACACCAUGACCGCCCCCUGCUGGACUCACUUAUAGCGAGGAGUGUUCUCAACUCUGCUAAGCGGAUGAACUUCACCAAGACUCAUUUCCAUCCCAGCUCUGACGCCAGUGGCACCACACAUCCAUUACGCCGAUGAGACUGCUAGGUCCGACAUUAAGUUUAUCUUUGUGGCUGUUUAUUGAGAGCAAAACUCCAAGAUAUUGUCCGUUUCUGACUCACAGAGUCCAAUAAAAGAAAUGAAUCGUCUGGUUUCUAGCAGCAGCCGUUGGCUCGUCAUAUUCCUCCCGUUGUUACGCUCCUCUUUAGUUCACCUCCAUCUCUUUAAGCACCUCUCGGCAGACUUCGUUCCGACGUUAACGGACUCAUAAAGAGCCGUUUCACAACAUCAUGAAGCUGAUGCUGGAGUUUGGGAGGCGGAGGGGGGACGCAGAGGCACUCGUUAGCUGGCUAAUGGAUUUUGUCAGCAGGUUCUCUGUUGGGCGCCACCGGUUCAUAACGGGGGUCACUAACAAACAAGUCAGCGCCGCUUCAGCAGUCGCUACACUGAGUUCUCAGUCAAAUGUCUGAGAAAUAGAACCGAGGAGCUAAUGUUGCUACUGUACUGAAGCGCGUGUCUCAUGAUGAAGGACGUCUUCUCCCACCAUGUGAGACCCAUGAUGUGGGGGGGGGGGGUCGUCCACCUGCCACUGAGAUUCUUUUCACUGUAAAAUGACAAGCGUAAAUGUAAAGAGUAGAACUCACCCAAGCUUCGCUGGAGGGAUGAAACACACGCGUGUCUUUGCUCCGUCGUUGAUCACAACACGCGGCGUCAUUCUGACCUGAGGGGCUUUUUUUCACCAUUUGUUCAGUGAAACAAUAUCACUAUGAGGUGAACUAAAACGCUUGUCAUAAAUUGCAUUUAAAAAAUAUACAAUUAUUAUUAUUAAAAAAAUAGGUGAAUGGUUUUAGCAGCUGCUGUCGUAAACUGGCCAGAUAAAGGACAAAAUAUAUAUAUAUUCUUAAAUAAUGCCCAUGUUUUUAAAUACCUAAAUUAACUUUUAAAAAUAUAUACCUUGUGGUGUGAAAUAACUAAACUAAAUGCAGAUUAAAAAAACAAAAGAAAUGUAAUAAAUUGGAUGUAAUUCCAAUAUAUUUUAUUUUUUAAUACUAGUGAUGUAAAUGGGAGGCGGCCCCAGGACUCACUGCAGAGAUGGUGUCUGUCAGUUGACCUGGAACCUGCUCUGCGUCUCUGCCCCCUCGGCUUGACCUUAGGCAAGCGUGAGGAAAUAGAAACAAAUUUUAUAUAUAUAUAUAUAUUUACCUCAGAACAACAUUCUCCCUCCAGCGAAGCCUCGGGGAAACAUGUGACCAGUUUGGCCUUAUUUUGUUUCCUGAUGUCCUUCUGAUGCAGAACUUUGGUGUUAAAUGUUUGUUUGAAAAAAAAACAUGUUGUUUUCAAAAUAGAGUUUAUUUGCAAAUACGUGUGGAUAUGAAAGUUUAUUUUUGUUUAUGGAUUGUCUUCUUCUGCUAAAUACAACUCUCAGCUUCUACCUCACUGGUGUGCUUCUUCACUGACGGGCAAGCGCGACCUCUGAGGUCAUCACUAAUGGAGGUCAAGGUCAAGGGUCGUGUUUUUAGCCUGAAUGGAUUCUUCACGCUCUGACAGCAGGAAGUCGCCGCGGCUGAGGAAGACCAACGUUACUUCAUUGAUCGCAUUGACGCAACAGAAAGGUGGACUUUUGUUUUGACCACCAUGUUGGAUGUCAAGUGUGUUUGAUGAUGUGUGUGUGCGGCGAGAAUAUC
Molecule: messenger RNA, 5301 nt
Organism: Synchiropus splendidus (mandarinfish)
Lineage: Eukaryota; Metazoa; Chordata; Actinopteri; Syngnathiformes; Callionymidae
Product: raftlin-like
Exons: 11
Coding region: 560-2347 (595 amino acids)
Source: RefSeq, a predicted model, not a curated record